GAUAUAUAUCGCGAGGACUAACAUAGGCAACAAGAGCCUUCUGUCCUUAUAAUCUGAAUCUGGUUUUGAAAGUUUUUACCACUAGGUCAGUUCAUUCACUCACUUCAUUGUAAAAACGAUAUUGGAUAUUGGAUAUCAAGUGUGCAAUGUGGCGGACCUAAUUGUAGACUAAGUUGUUGAUUGUAUAUCCUGCUCGAAUGCAAAAUAAUGUGGAAAAUUUCUGAAUCUAGUUCAGUUUGCAAGGAGAUUCUGUAAGUCCUGCUUCCAGUUGUUAUAAUACUCUGGUGGAUUAUAAGGUUGCACCCGCUGGAAUUAAAACCACUGACCUGUUGUUAACAUUUUUCUCAUGUCGGAUGCUGAUACCGCGUCGUUGCUCAAGUUGACUGAAAAUGUACUUCAGGAUUAUCGAAGCCUUAUUUCAGAGACAAAGAGGCGAUUUGUCCCCAUUAAAGAAGCUGCGGAGUUGCAAAUUCCAAAACUAAGAGCGAUCGUAAAUAGUGAUUCUGAUCUCCGAGAAAGUCUCAAAGCAUCAUGCGGCUCUCUGAUAUCACCCUUCUUAAGUGGUUGUCUUUCAAAAAAUCAGAAAGUAAUAGUACUGUGUAUGACAGCUCUGCAGCGUUUCAUAAACCAAAAGUGUUUGUCAGAGGAUGCUGCUCAAUCCAUCAUUGAUACGCUCUGGCAACUGACAGAGUCAAAUCUGGAAGAACUGCGUCUAUUGCAAACCACGAUACUACUCCUCACAAGCUCACCCUUGGUUCGAGAUUCCCUACUUGCCAAGGCUUUUACUAUUUGUUUAAAACUGCAUCUUUCGAAGACACCAGCUACUGUAAACACGGCCGCAGCAGCUGUACGCCAAUGUGCUGGCACUAUUUUUGACCGUGUAAUUAAAGAUGAGCUGGUUGUGCAACCUGUGGACUCUACUAAAGAAAGAACACCUUCUACAGUUGAUGAUGUACUCCUUGUCAAUCCUAAAGAAUUGAAGCCAUCUGAAAGAGAUGCAUAUAUGCUAUUUCAGGAUAUUUGCUUACUGAUGAGCGAUGAUUCAUGCGUUUGGUUGCGUGGUCCAAUACAACUAAACAAGGUUUUAGGCUUGGAGUUAAUAGAAUCUCUCAUUUUCUCAUAUCCUAGUUUAUUCUGUCAACACCCAGCAUUUGCAUAUUUGUUGAAGACAAAUUUAUGUCCCCUGGUGAUUAAAUUAUUUUCCCCCAGUUUGAAAUUACAUUCAACGCCUUUAGCUGCAUCCAGUAGCGGUGGUGGCGGCGGGAUAGCAGAUGUUGCCUCAGCUGCAUUUGCUGCUGCAUCAGCAGCACUGUCCAGUGUCAGCGGCGUGGCGUCAUCCUCUGGAAUUUCGAAUGACUUGAUGAUAAAUGGUGAAAAACCGAAUUUUGCACUAUUUGUUCGUUUAAAACGUUUGAUUAUCGUCAUUGUCAACCAUUAUUUUCAUCUAUUAAAUACAGAAUGUGAAAUCUACCUGUCAUUACUUAUACGCUUUUUGGAUGUGAAUAAACUAUUAUGGCAGCGUGCAUUGGCACUGGAAGUAUUGUAUAAAAUUGUAGAGCAACCUGAAUUGGUUAAACAUAUUUGCAUUUCAUAUGAUAUGAGGCAGCAUGCAACAAAGAUAUUUCACGAAUUAUUAAAUGCUUUUGGACAGUAUAUACAAACAUCUCUGGCAAAUCCUGGCCCUGGGGAUGAAUUAUCUAAAGAUAACAACAGUCAAGCACCAAAUCAACUUAUUCACGCUGGAGGCAUAAAUCAAUCCAUGCUAUACUAUAAAGGCAGCUAUUUUCCUAUAAAUUUACAAUCUAAAGGAAUGCUACUUGAAAUGCUUGAUCGUAGUGAACCACCUGUAUUGGCUGAUGGUUAUUGUCUUUCGCUAGCUGUUGUCUGCCUUCGUAAAACAGUGGAAUCAUUAAGAGUGAUUGUAAAUGCUAAUUUGGCUGCAAUCUCUAAUAUUGAAAAUAACAAUAAUGACAAUAAUAAUAAUGAUAGCGCCACCAAUGAUGAUAUAUUAAUAAAACCGGAUAUUGUUAUCUGUGAACAAAUUGUUUCUAACUCAUGGUGUGGACUAUUGUCUUCGUUUAAUUUAUUACUGGAAUCAAGCGCUGAUCACCAAAUCACUGGAUGCUUUCUUCAAUCCUUACAAAUUAUGGUUGAAUUAUGUGGAAAACUGCAUCUUAAUGAAGCUCGAGAUGCUUUCACGAUAACUUUGUGUAGAUCUGCACUACCGACAUGUUUUGCCCGGUCUUUAUUGGCAUCCGAUUCGAAAGGGGGUCAGUCUGUAAUGUCUCAAUUGUCUUCAGCUUCUGGUAGCGUAAAUAUUCACGAGGAUAUAUUCGAUCGUAGUCCAGUAGUUUUAAUGGUAUCUCAGGGUCCUGGUCAUACAACUCAUAUAAGUCCUCCAACAAAUCUACCUCCUAACUCUCAAAAUUCAUCGAACCAAACUGCAUCCAGUGGACAUGUACAAAUAGGAUCAACUCCAUCUGGAAAUACUGACUCGUUAUCAUCAAACGGGAAUAUACUGCUUACUGCUAAACAUCUACAAGCUGCACAUGCUGUUUUAGCCACAGCUAGCGCACAUGGCGAUGUACUCGAGUCAUCAUGGAGUAUAAUUUUAAUCACAAUGCAGCAUUUAGUUUGGAUGUUGAGCUUGAAAAUUGAACCGUCAGCCAAGUUAUUUUUUAAAGCAGUCCAUGACUCGGGGACAACUGGUAGUACACCAUCAGAAAGUGUUGUUAAUUUAACAAAUACAAUCAAUGAGAAGAAUACACCACCAACAACAACAACUAGCACUGCUGGUGGUGGACAUGGACAACAGACUUCAGUGUCAACUCAUGCAUCAAUUUCAUCUGAAUUAACCUUGUUAUCAUCAAUGUUGACACAAAUUUUUAUUCAAUCAAGUCAUUUGAGUGUGAACGCUUUACACAGUCUCAUCUCAGCCCUUUGCCGUUUAUCAUCGGAUACACUAGAAGCAGUGAAAAAUAACCGAGAACCAAGUGAAUUCCCUAUUGCAAAAUUAACUGAAAUUGGAUUGGUUAAUGUCCAUCGAUUAGAUUUAUGGUGGCAGAUUAUAUCAUGUCAACUUUUAACGUCUACAGUGUUAAUUCCACUCUCACCUUUAGUCUUGACAGCAGCAGCAGCUAAGCAGUAUUACAAUAUAAUGUUUAUUAUAGCUUAA
This is a messenger RNA of Trichobilharzia szidati, 3175 nucleotides long. NCBI's taxonomy places the organism in Eukaryota, Metazoa, Platyhelminthes, Trematoda, Strigeidida, Schistosomatidae. The record is from the annotation of a GenBank genome assembly.